Messenger RNA from Seminavis robusta, 1629 nucleotides. Lineage: Eukaryota; Bacillariophyta; Bacillariophyceae; Naviculales; Naviculaceae. The record is from the annotation of a GenBank genome assembly.
AUGCUGUUUUGCCAUUCCUGUCCUCUCCAGUCUUCCAUUCCAUUGCUUACCAUGACGUUUCUGUGUCUAUUAGGAACCAGUGUUGUUCGAAGGGUGGCGGCUGGCCGAGGAUUCACCACUGCUUUGACGAUUCACCGACCAGCUUUUUUAUCCCAGGCGCAUCAUCAUCAUCAUCAUGGCUCUUAUAGCACCGUGUCACUACUGGGACAAUUGCGAGGAGGCACCCAUGAUUCGUCUUCUAUUGGUAGUAGUGAUGAUGACAGUAGUAGUAGUAGUAGGAUCAAGCCCAAGAAAACAUUGAAAAAGGCACUUCGAAGAUCCAAACGCAAGAGGACUUUGACCACACAAACACCACAGUCGUCGUCGUCGUCAUCAACUACUCAAUCCAACUUUGCCACCAAUCUUCACGUCAGCGUGGCGGCCGAACAGGGCUAUCGAUCAUACAUGGAAGACGAAUUUGUGGUGGCACAAGAUUUUUGUGCCGUCUUUGAUGGUCACGGGGGAAAGGCCGUCUCACAGUAUUUGAAGCAGAAUCUAUUUGCCCAUUUACAAGCAACCUUGCCCAGUGUCUUGGAGGAAAAGGAAAAGGAACUACAGCAGAAACAACAACAUCAGCAGAAUGAACAAGAACCGACAAACCAACAAGACUCUCAAGAAUUGGUUCCAGAUGACGAAACACCACCCCAAUCUGCGAUUCCAUCAGAAGAAGAAGAAGACAAGUCCACUUCAGCAGCCGUCGAACCUACAGUCGAGGACUACUGUGUGGCCUUGCGCUUGGCACUCGACAAGGUAGAUCGCGAAGUCCAACGCAUCAAUCACUGGAGUUAUCAAGGCAGUACGGCCGUGGCCGCAUGGUUGCAUCACGCCAGCAACAACAAUAGUAGUAGUGAUCAAGACGAAACAACAACAACAACCACAUUGAUUGUGGCCAAUAUUGGAGAUUCCCGGGCCGUCUACGGUCGUCAUGGUACUGCCGUGCCACUGACCCGCGAUCACAAACCCGACGAUCCACUCGAGCUCCAGCGUAUUCAAGCCGCUGGAGGCACUGUCGUCUGGCACGGACGAGUCGAUCCCACCACGAAACAGCCCAUUCCCGACCAAGGCGUUUAUAGGGUAAAUGGCAAUCUGGCACUUUCUCGGGCCAUUGGGGAUCGAUCCGAACGACCUGCCGUGACGGCUGAUCCGGAUAUCACCUAUUUGCAACUGUUGAAUGCUAAAGAUGACGAAGCAACAACAACCACAACCACCGCAACGGUAUCAGAACCACAAUCACAACCUGCACAACAAGAUGUGGCAACGAAUAGUAGUACUGCUACUAGUACUUCUACUGGUGAAGACAACAAAUUGUCUGACAAACCCAAACGCAAGACGGAAUUUAUCAUUUUGGCCACCGAUGGAUUAUGGGAUGUCUUUUCCAAUCAAGAAGUUGUGGAUAUUGUAGAUCUCUUGUUGGACAAGACACGAGGAGAAUUGAAACAUCAACGACCCAGGAUUGCUGAUGUCAUUGUUCGAGAAGCCAUACGACGGGGAACCUUUGACAAUGUUACGCUCAUUCUCAUUUGGCUUCGUACAGGGGAUGAUGAUGACGAUGAGGAGGAGGAGACCAAGCAGGAAAGUACAGUAGUAUGA